Pelobates cultripes (western spadefoot toad) is the source of this 1490-nucleotide messenger RNA. NCBI's taxonomy places the organism in Eukaryota, Metazoa, Chordata, Amphibia, Anura, Pelobatidae. The record is from the annotation of a GenBank genome assembly.
CAGGGAAUAAACAAAGAAUUUGGGAGAAAUCAAAAAGAUGGAUAAUAUGGCAGUGGCAAAUACAACAGAAUUAAACACGUUGCUUUUGACAUACAUAAACACAAAUCAACCAAGUAACACCACCAUCACCAAACCCGUAGAUAUAAUGGAAGUGGUGUACGUCCUCCUUCUUUUGGGAUUUUUUGGAUUUUUUACAUUUGGUAUAAUGUUCAGUUACAUCCGCUCCAAAAAGCGGGAGCAUUCUGAUGAUCCCUAUAAUACGUACAUCGCUAAAGACUGGAAAAAAAAUGAAACGCUACCAAUCGCUGUGAGACUGGCAUCCUCAUGUUAUAUCGCAGAAAAUCAGUUCGCAGCGGAGCAGCCUACCACGCAGCUACCAUCCAUAAGCACGAACUAAUGGAACAUGCAACACAAACUGUGACUUGGUUGCCUGGUCUCAUUAUUAUCAGGAAAAUCACACAUGGAAACAAACUGUUGUAUAUAUAAUGUACUGGGUAAGCACAACUGGAACCCAAUCACUGAACGGACACUAAUUGAUACAUUUUUUAAGUUUCAAAGUCAGAAAUGUAUUGAAAUUUUUAGUCUUUAUGCACACACUUUUAUCAUGCUCAAUUCACUGUACGAGACUCAGAAUUUUGCCAACUCUGCAAAUAAUAGAGCAUUUGGAACCCUAUUGAAAGAGAUACAGUAUUAUUCUUGCAGGUUUUAUGUUAUUGAAACAGAACAUGCUCCAUGAUAGUCCAUUUAAUACACCUUUGUGGAAAUAUUUAUUUUAAUAAAGGCAUGCUCCCACUGUGUGAAAUACAAUUGUAAUAUCUAAAAUUAUUUUUCAGGCUAGCCACAUACAUAUACAAAACUCUCAGCCAUCUCUUCCCAGUUUUAGCUGUUUGUUCAUCUCAACAAUUUUACCCCUCCCUUCUCCCAGGUCUUAUUUUACCCCAGGGGACACAUGACGGAAGUUUUUCAUCAUGCUAGUCUUUUACUUCCGAUGCUGUGUCCUUAAGGGGUUAAAUACAGAGAAGAGUUAAAAUCCCACAAAGGUUUUCUCCUUUUCUGGUCUCCAGGUUUUAAAGGGAUUCUAUAGUGCAAGGCUAGCAAAGAUGUUUCCUGGCACUAUAGAACCAUACAGUGCUCCCCUCCCUCGCACCGCUCCCAUCCCUCUCAUGCCGCUGAAGUGGUUAAAACCCCUUCAGUCACGUACCUUAAUCCAGCACCGAUGACCCCUCGGCGCUGGGUCAGGCUCCGCCCAUACUCCUCCCCCGCCAACGUCAGCCGACAAGGAAGACCUAAUGCGCAUGUGCCGCAAUGGCUGCGCUCGCAUUGGGAUUUCCCCUUUUCAGUUCAGGAAGUCCCUCUAGUGGCUGUCUAGUAGACAGUCACUAGAGGAGGAGUUAACCGUCAGAGGUAAUUAUUGCAGUUUCUCAGAAACUGCAAUAAUUACCACUGUAGGAUUAAGGGACAUUGGACAUUGCACCCAGACCACUCCAAUG